Messenger RNA from Stylophora pistillata, 1860 nucleotides. Its product is annotated as metabotropic glutamate receptor 7. Gene Ontology annotation, cellular component: membrane. Gene Ontology annotation, molecular function: G protein-coupled receptor activity. The record is from RefSeq and is a predicted model, not a curated record. NCBI's taxonomy places the organism in Eukaryota, Metazoa, Cnidaria, Anthozoa, Scleractinia, Pocilloporidae. Gene Ontology annotation, biological process: G protein-coupled receptor signaling pathway.
AUGACCACUGGCUUGUUUUUCGUAGUUUUCUCUGUCUGCGUUGUCCUAACGAUCCCAGGAACAGCUGAAAACGACCGUCAUCACCAACCUGGUGACUUCACACUAGGUGGUCUCUUCCUCUUACGAUACACGAGUGAAGACGGAAGAUGCGGGAAUGUUUAUCCGACAGGUUUUGCUCAUGUAGAAGCAAUGAUAUACGCUAUUGAUAAAAUCAACGCAAAUCGAAGCUUGCUUCCGAAUACAACUUUAGGUUACGACAUCAGGGCUUACUGCACAAACAAUGAAAAUCUAAUGGAACAAGCUUACGCUUUCGUCCGAAGAAAUGAAAUUGAACCUACACCAGUGGUGGCGGUUAUUGGCCCUUCAGAUUCAGGUACAGCAGUUUUAGUGGCAAGCCUAAUGCAGGUAGCUAGAAUUCCACUCAUCAGUCACUCAGCGACCAGCAGCGAGUUGAGUUCGCCACAAUACCGUCAUUUCUUUCGCACAGCCUCUCUGGAUGGACAACAGGCAAGUGCAAUGGCUGACAUCAUAGAGCGCUUCAACUGGAGCUAUGUGGCUGCUGUGGCAAUGGUCGAUUCGUACGGCAGAAAUGGAGUAUGGAAAUUGGAAUCUGAAGCCGCAGAGAGAGACACCUUUUGCGUCUCUUUUGUGGAAUACAUACCACCUCAAAAGUACACCACAAAGCUGGAGAGAGCCGUAAUGAAACUCAAAAGUUAUCCUAAUAUUCGCGUUGUGAUACUUUGGCUCGUAGAUCUUUACGGGAGGCAAUUUCUGGAGAUAGCCACAAGAGAAAAACUUUUUGACCGCACUUGCGAAGCCUUGGCCACUAAUGAUCCAUCAGUUGCAGUUUAUGCUGUUGCUCAUGCUCUGCAUGACAUGGAAAACUGUUCUGCAACGCAAUGCAAACCUCUUUGCAAAUUAGACCAGAAGGGGCUGGAGAACUUUCUUCGCCGUGUGGACUUCCAAGGACUGACUGGAUGGGUGAGAUUUGAUCAGAGCGGGGAUCCUCUAACAUCCUCCUUUGAUAUUGUGCACCUCCAGUAUCGCAACACACCGCUGGUAAAGGCUGCAAAUCUUGAAUUGAGCUUGAUUCUGCUGUUCGCGAUCGCAAUGUCCUUUUCUGUAUCUAUUACAUCACUUGCCAAGCGUACAAGCUUCGUAUGCAGAUUGGUUUACUGCUGGCGUCCCUUGGUGCUUGCAACAUUCAUCUCCAUCUUGACAGUCAAAACUAUCAAGAUUCUCAGUGCAUUUCAAAUAAACGUUAUAGCAGAAUGGUUCAAAAAAUGUAUCUCAACCAGAAAGAGUCAAACACUUCUCACACUGGUACUCAUCGCUGUUCCUGCUGUGUUCAUAUCCUUAUGGAUUGCUUUGGAUUCACCUCGUCAACAGCGAAUCAUACGGCCCAGUGAAAGUAUCGUUUUCCUUGUGUGUUCCCUCCACCAACUAUUGACUGGACAGAUUCUACAAAUUGCGAUCUCUGUUUACAUAGUACUUCUUGCAGUCAUCUGCACUUUCUACGCCUUUAAAGCAAGGGCGCUACCGGAGAACUUUAAUGAAGCAAGAUUCAUUGGAUUUUCUAUGUACAUAUUACUCCUUUCGUCUGAGACAUAUCUUCCCAUCGAUAUCGGUAUCGAAGGUUCCAUUGCAAUAAACAUAACCUGCGCAUUGAUCCUUUUGAGCUCUUAUGGAAUUUUAAUCUGCAUGUUUGGUCCAAAGAUCUACGUGAUUCUGCGGUUUUCACCCAAAGCCAUCAGCCAUCAGAGUUUCUUUUUAUCGGCUCCCGCCAUCAUCAUCUCUUAUUUCUAUCGGCUCCCGCCAUCAGCUGGCAAAGACGACAAUCAAUUCUAUCGUCGUUGGUGA